AACCAGGACGCCGCGCGCUGACUUCACAUCUGGUCACAUGACGUAGUGACGCCGGAAGGUUCCGCCGGGGCCUCAAUCUCCGAGAAGCUUCAUAGAGAACACCGGGGAGGAAGAAAGAGCGAGAGAGAGCGAGCUGGUGAGUGUCUCCGCGAUCAGUGCGAUGGCCGCCCGGGUAUGGCUGCCUGUCACUCAUUGUUACCGCGACCUGUCAUGGCAGCCACACAACGUCCAUUUUAUAUGGGUGUCAACACGGAGAGAGGGGAAUCGCGUUCAAUGCUACACAAUAACACAACACCGAGCAAUCAUGGUGUCACAGUCCUGCUGGGAUCCCCUCCCUCACAGCACAGCACAGCGUCUGACUGGGGAGCUCUGGCUAUAGAUAGUGUGUGUGUGUGUGGAGAGAGAGAGAGAGAGUUAAUCGUGUAUUGUAUUAUUUAUAUAGCGCCAUCAGACUCCGUAGCGCUGUACAAUGGUUUGAUGCCAUCCUGUCUGAUACAGACUGCAUUUAGUGUUCAGUAACCAUUUGGGUGGCAGUAGAUUUGAUCCACAGUAAUGAAAGGUUUGCCAUCACUGACAGCAUUGUAACAAUAGUCUUAUUGUUUCACAGCUGAUGGGUUUUAUGUGUGUCCAUCUUUAGUCAAUUACUAUAUAGAGCUCUUAUCCACAGGGUUUAAUGGAUUGUAUAUGCGCUUGUAUAUAUCUAAUUUUUUUUAAUCAAGUUAAACACAACAAAAAAGGCAUGACAAAAUACAGUAAAAAAAAAUAUUUAACAUAUUGGUGUUUUAUAAACUAUUGUAUGGCUUUGUCUUGUUUGUUGUGGGCUGGCUAGUGACUCUGGAAAUGGUAGUGAAAUGCUGCACGAACAGGCACCAUGACCACUUAAAGGAAUACUAUAGGGUCAGGAACACAAAUGUGUAUUUCUGACCCUAUAGAUUUUAUUUAAUGGGUCUGCCAUAGGAAAGCGUUGGAUUGGCUGAAAUUGUAUAUUCUGAUUAUGUCAUCCAAGGAAGGGGUGGGAGGUGGAGCCAAACAUCGUUCUGGCCAAUCAGCAUCUCCUCGUAGAGAUGCAUUGAAUUAGUCCAUCUCUACGGGGAAAGUUCAGUGGAGACACUGAAUGCCAGGAAGUGACUGCCACUGGAGGUGUCCCCAGGCAGCAAUGUAAACGCUUCUCCGUAAAGACAGUCUUUACAAGGAAAUGCCUGCAGGGACUGACUAUACUUGCAAGAAUAACUGCAUUAAGCUGUAGUUGUUCUGGUAACUAUAGUAUUCCUUUAAAGUCACUGAACCUUAAAGGACCACUAUAGGCACCCAGACCAUUUCAGCUUAAUGAAGUGGUCUGGGUGCCAGGUCCAGCUAUUGUUAACCCUUUUUUUUUUUUUUAUAAACAUAGCAGUUUCAGAGAAACUGCUAUGUUUAUGUUAGGGUUAAUCCAGCCUCUAGUGGCUGUCUCUUGACAGCCGCUAGAGGCACUUGCGUGCUUCUCACUGUGAUUUUCACAGUGAGAAGACGUCAGCGUCCAUAGGAAAGCAUUGUAAAUGCUUUCCUAUGGACUGCUUAAUGCGCGCGCAGCUCUUGCCGUGCAUGCGCAUUCAGCCGGAAAGGAGGAGGAGAGCUCCCCGCCCGGCGCUGGAGAAAGAGGUAAGUUUAACCCCUUCCUCUCCCCAGAGCCCGGCGAGAGGGGGUCCCUGAAGGUGGGGGCACCCUCAGGGCACUAUAGUGCCAGGAAAACAAGUAUGUUUUCCUGGCACUAUAGUGGUCCUUUAUAAAAAAAAAAAAAAGCCAUGUUUCAUUGAAUUUUUUUAAUACAUUUGAAUGAAAUACAUAAGACAAAGACUUUGUUCUAUGCUAAGGACACAUUUUGGCAAAAUACUUUAAUCUGCUUUCACUAGCAAAUGUGCCAUUUCCCUGCAGCAGUCAGUCACACAUGAAACAAAACUCUUUUCUCAUGAUGCACAGCAGAUUCCUAUGAGAUCUUUGGAGGGUGUUGCACAAUCUUUUAACAAAUAUGUAUUUGUAGGUUGUGAAAAAUUAAAAUACACGUAGAGAUUCACACCUUUUUAACCUGCAACUGGACUCCACCAUAUUAUCUUCCUUUUAAUUAUUACUAGCUCUGUCCUUUUCACCUGGCAGUCAGCAUAGAGAGGGGAAAUAAAACUGUUUCUGCUUAUCCUCUUCAUUUGCAUCUUUUGUCCUAGCUUUUCCUUAAAAGGACUCUAUAGACACCAGACAACUUCAUCUCAAUGAAAUACUCUGGGUGCCAUGUCCCUCUACGUUUAACCUGUAAGUGAAAACAUUGGUGUUUUGCAGGAAAAUCAAUGUUUACAUUGCAGGGUUUAAAUGCCUUUUAGUGGUUGUCACUCUGUCAACAUAGCCAUAGAGUCCAUCUGAUUGGCACCACACAGCAUUUUGUAGAGUAUUUGCACAAUCCUCCCAAUUCAUCAUAUGGGAAAACAUUUUUAUGGCAGAGAUCAUCGAUUAUGAUAAUCUUAGCCAAGGAGGCAGAGACCAUUGUACCGAGGGCUGAAAAGUCAGUCAAACUCACCCUUCCAACCCUUUGCACGGUGGGGGAUAUUGAUACAGGUAACUAUAACGUUAGGAAUACAAACAUGUAUUCCUAUCGCCAUAGUGUUCUUUUAAAAGUUUCCUCCAACUAUCUUUACAAAAUCUUGUAUUUCAUUGUAAAAUGCCCUAUUGAGCAUUACUAAUAGGUAAAUAAAAAUGGUAUGUGAGCGCUCCAAAAAAUAAAAUAAUGACCACUAAGACACUGUACACCAAAGCAGCAGCCAUAGUUGGAGACCAAACUAUAUCUAGUAACACUGGGUUAAUACAAGUGAAUGAAAAUCACUAAGAAUAUAUACAAAAUAUAUAAAACAUCAUUUAUUAAACAUAAAGGAAAAUAAUAACAUUUGAAUCAAUAUUGUUGCAAUAAAAUGUAUCACAUAAAUAAAAACACCAAAAGUCCAGAGCAGAUAUAUUACUUUUUAUAUGUGCACAUUCUAGUUCCAGUGGCUAUUUAAUCAGUGUAAGGGGCCCCACACUGUGUUUAUUUCUUAGACAUCUGCUCUGGACUUUUGGUAUUUUUAUUUAUGUGAUACAUUUUUAUUGCUACAAUAUUGAUUCAAAUGUUAUUUUCCUUUUAUGUUUAAUAAAUUAUGUUUUAUAUAUUUUGUAUAUAUUCUUAGUGAUUUUCAUUCAGUUGUAUUAACCCAGUGUUGUUACUAGAUUUAGUUUGGUCUCCAACAACGGCUGCUGCUUUGGUGUACAGUGUCUUAGUAGUUAUUUUAUUUUUUGGAGCGCUCACAUACCAUUUUGAUUUAUUUUUUUAUAUGUAUGAUUAAGUCGCUCUCCUGUAUGUGAUGCAGCACUGUUUUUGGUGAUUAAUAUUAUUAUUUUGUCCUCCUUGUCAGUUACCUUACAUUUGUUUUAAUUACUAAUAGGCCACCCUUAAAAAGCAGCAAAGUUAGGGCUAAACUUAACUGGAGUCCAUCUCUGGCAUCAAAACCUUAUUUGCGGUCCAGCUGGAGUAGAAUAACUUCGUGUUUUUUCAUGAUUGAAAUCAGGGUGGAUAUGAUUGAAACCAAGCUACUUAAACCAUCAGUAACACUGUUUAAAUCAUGAUUUUUAAUCUUAAAGGGACACUAAAGGCGCCCAGACCACUUAAUCUCAUCCCUGUAGUGUAAAACAUUGCUGUUCUGGAGAUGGUGGGUUUUCACUAUAGGGUCAUGAAUAUAUGUUUGUGUUCCUGACCCUAUAGUGAUUCUUUAACCCCUUCAGGACGGAGUCAGUUGUGCACGUUCUGAUCAAAACAAAAUGUAAACAAAAAACGGAAUUUGCGCUAUAUGUCUGUUCAACUGUAAUUAACCUCUUUCAUAAUAAGUGCACCCACAAUUAUUAUAUAUCAUUUUAUUCUGGAGAAACAGGUCUUUAAAGGGACUCUAUAGUCACCAGAACAACUACAGCUUAUUGAAUUUGUUCUGGUGAGUAGAAUCAUUACCUUCAGCCUUUUUGCUGUAAACACUGUCUUUUCAGAGAAAAUGCAGUGUUUACAUUACAGCCUAGUGAUAACUUUACUGGCCACUCUUCAGAUAGCUGUUAGAGAUCCUUCUUGGGUCAUGGCUGCCUAAAAUGCAUCCAAACAUUCAGUAUCUCCUCCCUCUGCAUGCAGACACUGAACUUUCCUCAUAGAGAUUCAUUGAUUCAAUUCAUCUCUAUGAGGAGAUGCUGGUUGGCCAGGGCUGUCUUUUAAUUGUGCUGGCUCUGCCCCUGAUCUGCCUCUUUGUCCGUCUCAGCCAAUCCUAUAGGGAAGCAUUGUGUCUGGAUCAGGCUACCACUUCUGCUGAUGUCAGCAGGCAGUGGGCCGGUCUAUAGGAAACAUGGACAUUGCAUGCAGCUGACUUGAAUACACAUGUAAGAUUUUACUAUUUUAGGGAAACAGGGUGGCUAGAGGGUGGUUUUAACUCCUAUAGGGUCAGGAAUACAUGUUUGUGUUCCUGACCCUAUAGUGCCCCUUUAAUUUCUCAUGAACUAUUCAUAUAUGAAACAUAACUGUUAGCUUAUACUGCAAUAAAUUGCACAUAUUUGUAUUCAGCAAAGUCUCACGAGUACAACAGUACCCCCCUAUAACAGGUUUUACAGUGUUUUGGAAAGUUACAGGGUCAAAUAUAGCACAUUCCAUUUUUCUGUUUUUUUUCACAUUGAAAUUUUCCAGAUUAGUAAUGUUACCUUUGAGACCGUGUGGUAGCCCAGGAAUGAGAAUUACCCCCAUGUUGGCAUACCAUUUGUAAAAUCGAAAACCCAAGGUAUUGCAAGUGGGGUAUGUCCAGUCUUUUUUUUAGUAGCCACUUAGUCACAAACACUGGCUAAAUAUUAUUCUUUUGCUUUUUUUUCACUCAAAAAAAAAAAGCAAAAAAAUAUUUGGCCAGUGUUUGUGACUAAGUGGCUACUAAAAAGGACUGGAUAUACCCCACUUGCAAUACCUUGGGUUCCCUACUUUUGCAAAUGGUAUGCCAUCAUGGGGAUAAUUCUAAUUCCUGGGUUACCAUACGGUCUCAAAGGCAACAUUACCAAACUGGCAAAUUUCAAUGUGAAAAAAAUGAAAUGCAAGCCUUAUAUUUGACUCUCUAACUGUCCAAAACACCAUAAAACCUGUACAUGGGGGGUACUGUGAUACUUGGGAGACUUCACUGAACACAAACAUUAGUGUUUCAAAACAGUAAAACCUAUUACAAUAAUUUUGUCAGUAAAAGUGCUGUGAUGUUUUUUGCAUUUUUCACGCAUGAACUCUUUUACUAAAAAUAUUAUCGUUUUAAUACAAUUUACCACUUUGAAACACUAAUAUUUGUGUUCAGCGAAGUCUCCUGAGUAAAACAGUACCCCCCAUGUACAGGUUUUAUGGUGUCUUGGAAAGUUACAGGGUUAAAUAUAGUGCUUGCUAAUAACAUUCUCUGCACUUUCUGCCUGGGUUGUCAGGCAUGUCAAUCAAAUUUUGAUUAAUAAAAUCACAUAAUUAUGCUAAAAGAUUACUUUAAAUAUAGAAUUUUAAUAUAUGUAUACAUAUAUCUGUAUUUAAAUUCUACGCGUAUACUUAUGUAAUCAUUAAAGUUAAUAUAUAUAUUUGCAGUUAUUUGUAUUUUAUAUAUAGAUGGAUAUAUAUUACAGUUAAAAUGAAAUUACAUAUGUGUAUAUAUAAUUUAUUUUUAUAUAAUAUAUCAUUUAUUUUCAUUUUAAAAAAAUAAAUAUUUGCUUUCCUAUGGACGCUGGCGGCUUCUCACUGUGAAAAUCACAGUGAGAAGCGCCUCUAGCGGCUGUCAAUGAGACAGCCACUAGAGGCUGGAUUAACCCUAAUGUAAACAAAGCAGUGUCUCUGAAACUGCUAUGUUUACAACAGGCAGGGUUAAUCCUAGAUGGACCUGGCACCCAGACCACUUCAUUGAGCUGAAGUGGUCUGGGUGCCUAUAGUGGUCCUUUAACUGUGAAUUUCAUAAUACUAUUUGCUUUUACUGCAAUAAAAUACACAUAUUUGUAUUCAGCGAUGUCUCACGUGUAAAACGGUACCCCCUAUGUACAGGUUUUAUGGUGUUUUCAAUAGUUAGAGUCAAAUCUAAGGCUUGUGUUUCAAUUUUUUUCACAUUGAAAUUUGCCAGAUUGGUUACAUUGUCUUUGAGACCAUAUGGUAGCCCAGGAAUUUUUUAGUAGCCACUUUGUCACAAACACUAGCCAAAGUUAGCGUUAAUAUUUGUUUGUGUGUGAAAAAUGCAAAAAACUAAUUUGAACGCCAAUUUUGUCCAGUGUUUGUGACCAAGUGGCUAUUAAAAAAGACUGGACAUACCCCAUUUGCAACACCUUGGGUUGCCUACUUUUAAAAAUGGUAUGCCAUCAUGGGGGUAAUUUUCAUUCCUGGGCUACCAUACAGUCUCAAAGGCCAAUCUGGCAAAUUUCAAUGUGAAAAAACUGAAAUGCAAGCCUUAUAUUUGACUCUGUAACUUUUGAAAACCCCAUAAAACCUGUACAUGAGGGGUAAUGUUAUACCCGGGAGACUUUGCUGAACACAAAUCUUUGUGUUUCAAAACAGUAAAAAGUAUCACAGCAAUAAUAUCGUCAGUGUAAGUGCCGUUUGUGUGUAAAAAUGCAAAAAAUGUCACUUUCACUGACGAUAUCAUCGUUGUAAUACAUUUACUGUUUUGAAACACUAAUAUUUGUGUUCAGCAAAGUCUUCCAAGUAAAACAGUACCCCCCAUGUACAGGUUUUAUGGUGUCUUGGAAAGUUACAGGGUUAAAUAUAGUGCUAGCAAAUUAAAUUCCCUGGACUUUUGGCCUGGGUUGUCAGGCAGGUCCCACAAAUUGUAAUUAAUAAAAUGACCUAAUUAUGUAAAAUUAUUACAUAAAUAUAUACAUAGAAUUAUUAUAUAUAUAUAUAUAUAUAUAUAUAUAUAUAUAUAUAUAUAUAUAUAUAUAUAUAUAUAUAUAUAUAUAUAUAUAUAUAUAUAUAUAUAUAUAAUUUUCCCAGGUCCCAGCACUCAAUGUUCCCGGUCUUUUCCAUGCUCCGGUGCAAGUAAUCUCUGACCAAUAUAUAGCAUCCAAGUAGAGAGCACUCUGGAGUCUUCGUUUUAUAUCAAAAUAAAUAUUGCUUUAUUGUGCAAAAUACAAAAAUGUCGACGUUUCAGUCACAAUAGACUUUUCUCAAGGUCUUGAGAAAAGUCUAUUGUGACUGAAACGUCGACAUUUUUGUAUUCUGCACAAUAAAGCAAUAUUUAUUUUGAUAUAAAACGAAGACUCCAGAGUGCUCUCUACUUGGAAUAUAUAAAUAUAAAUAUAUAUAUUUAUUCAAUAUCAUUGUACGUGUAUUUUGAUAUUAAUAUAUAAUUAUAUGUUAAUAUUAAAAUACACCUAUACUGUGUGUGUAUGUAUACAAGUAUAGUGGCACUCACCCUUUCAAUGAAUCGGUAAAAGACUGCCUUGGUGCAAUCCCACGCUGGAUAUGUAAAGCAAAAAGGAAAGAGAUGCACUCUCAGGUCUUUGUAGAAAAAAAACUCUAUUAUUUAAUAACAGGUAACAUACAUCUGAUCGACGUUUCGACCUCUUCAGGUCUUCCUCAAGAUCCAUAUAUAUAUAUGUGUGUGUGUGUGUGUGUGUGUGUGUAUAUAUAUUUUAUUUUAAACUGUUUUUUUUAAUUUUUUUUUUUUUUUUUUACCAGUUACAGGCAGCAGGGGGAGUGCCUGUCAUUACUGGCACUCCCCCUGCUGGCAUUGCUAUGGACCUCGCGAUCACAUGGCCCAGGAUGGCCGGAUCGGAAUCAGGGGGACUCCCUGGGAUGCCGGGUGAGUCUCCACACCCCAAUAGCCGGUGACCAGGUAAGUACAUAGGACGUCUUCGCCGUCCUAUGUCGCCCAUCGGCAUUUAGGACCGGGUCCCCAAGGACGGCAUAGAACGCCCAUAAGGGGUUAAUAUUAAAAUACACUUGGACUGUGUAUGUGUGUAUAUAUAAGGGGUUAAAGAGAAACCAUAGUGCCAGGUUAACAAAGUUGUUUUCCUGGCACUAUAGCUACUUAUAGUGCCCCCUUGGUCGUGGUUAAAAACCCCUUCUGUCACUUACUUGCUUCCAGUGCCAAUGUACCUCUGCGCUGUUUCGGGCUCUGUCUCUGCUCCACCCUCGCCGACUUCAGCCGGCUGGGGAGACCUAAUGUGCAUGCGUGGAAACGGCCACGCUUACAUUAUUUCCUCCAUAGGGACGCAUGUAUAAUGCUUUCCAAUGGGCUUUUACAUGACGCUUGAUUUAGUCGUGCAUAGCGUGAGGACAUCAGUCGACCAAUUGUCUCCUAACGAUCCAGAAGUACCUCUAGUUGCUGCUGGUAGACAGCCCAUGGAGUUGGAGUUAACCCUCAAAGGUAAUUAUUGCAGUUUGUUAUACAUUGCAAUAAUUACCUUUGCAGGGUUAAGGGACUUGGGACACUGCAGCCAGACCACUUCAAUGAACUGGACUGGUCUGGGUGCCUAAAGUGUCUCUUUAAUUAUUCACAUUUUUUACAAUUGGAAUGUAGUUCAAGUUCCAUAUACUGUUGCACAGCCAAACUUUGUGUGUAUGUAUGUAGCUUUGUGUUGAAAGUAGUGUAGCAAGUGGCAGACCCAGUCAUAAAGUUUUCAGUGGAAAAAAAACAAGAAUAAAACGACUUGCUAAAAAUACCUUGGCUUCACGUAUUACAGUUUGAUAAUAAAUGCACAGUGUAUACUUUUGCUUUUCUGUACUUUUUAAACUUGUCAAUUUAAUUAUCUGACUUAAUUUUUACAUUUUCCAUCUGUGCUCUGAGAAUAGCCCUUUAAUAACUGUAAUAACUGGACUCCUUCUUUUACUAAGGAGAUUAAGAUAUAUGUUAUUAAAACUUAUUGAACCAUGUAAUUUUGCAUGAAAUCUUUGUCACUAUUCAGUCCUAAUCAUUUCAAGGCAGUUUAUUAUCCAACUAACUUGUGUAAGUGUAAUCUGUUCUACAGCUUCCUGUGACACUAUUGCAGAAUAUGCAGACUUUAUUUCCUGUUUUAUGCAUUAUUCUGCAGAUAGGUCAUGUACGUGCACAGUGAUGUAAAGCUAAACCAAGGCAAUUACUACAUGUAAAGCAGAUUUAACUCUCAAAUUUUGUGGACCACUUACCCCUUCACCCUUUUUUCAUCGCUUAAUAUUAUAAACUGCACUUGAGCAUUGUACAUGAUGCUAAGCCCUUAGUUGGCGCAGUUGUUAUUAUGCAUAGAUUGCCUUUGUGCCAUGCACUUUUAUAAUGUAAAAACAUUAAAGGACCAAUAUAGUGCCAGGAAAACAAACUCGUUUUCAUGGCACUAUGUAGUAAUUAGGUCCCCCCCACCCUCAUGGCCCCCCUCCCGCUGGGCUGAAAGGGUUAAAACACCUUCAGCCACUUACCUUUCUCCAGCGCCGGGUUCCCUCAGCGCUGAGGAACUCUCCUCCUGCCGACGUCAGCGCCGAAUGCACAUGCGCAGCAAGAGCCGCGCGCGCAUUCAAACUGCCCAUAGGAAAGCAUUAAUCAAUGCUUUCCUAUGGACGUCAGCUUCUUCUCACUAAGAUUCUUACAGUGAGAAUAGCGGAAGCGGCCUCUAGUGGCUGUCAGUGAAACAGCCACUAGAGGCUGGAUGCCCUCAGUGUAAACAUAGUAGUUUCUCUGAAACUGCUAUGUUUUUAGCUGGUGGGUUAAAAAGAGAGGGAUCUGGCACCCAGACCACUUCAUUGAGCUGAUGUGGUCUGGGUGCCUAUAGUGGUCCUUUUAAGUAGCAGUUUGAUCUCAAGAAUGCAGACCGCCCACUUCUCAUCUGCACUAAUAAUGUGUAAUAAAGGACCACUCCAAGCACCAGAGUGCACGGUAGUAGUUAAGGUGCCAGGAAUACCCUGGUGCCCCUCCCCCUCCCUAGGGCUUAGCCUGAGAGCUCUUGGGUUGUCACUGCUGCAUAAUAGCUGGGACCAGUGGACCCCAGGUAAGAACAUAACCUGUUGGCAAGUGAUGUGACUACCAGUCUGCUGCUGCUGGCUCUCUCCCUGGUCUGCCUUCUUGGCUGACCUAACCAGAAGUGUUGAUUAAAAGACUAUCGCAAUACUUUCCCAUAUGAUUGGCUGAUACUGUCAAGGAGGUAGAUCAGUGGCAGAGUCAACACAAGCCAAACACAGCCCCAGCCAAUCCGCAUCUCCUCAGAGAGAUGCAUUUGAAUCAAUGCAUCUCUAUGAGGAAAAUUCAGUGUCUCCAUACAGAGGGUGGAGACACUGCAGCACUGCACCAGGAAGUACCUCUAGUAGCCAUCUGAGGAGUGGCCACUGGAGCUGUAAUGUAAAUACUGCAUUUUUUUUCCUGAAAAGACAGUGUUUACUGCAGAAAGCCUGAAGGGAAUGAUUAUACUUAACAGAACAAAUACAAUAAGCUGAAGUUGUUCUGGUGACUGUAGUGUCCAUUUAAUUUAGAUAGAGUUGUUAUCGUGCCCAGAGAGUUUUAAGUGGAACAGUCACCAAAGAUUUAUGCACAACUCAAUCACUAAUAAAGUGUGUGUGUGUUUUUUUUUUUGUGUUUUUUUUUUUUUUUAAAAGGACUGCACCAGUAUGUUAGCACUUGCACCUGAAGCAUUAUUGAGCAGUGUCAUGGCUCUAAACUUGGAAGUGUCGCAGAGAAGAUUUUUAAUUUUUUUUGUAGUUUUUAUUUUAUUUUAUUUUUUAUUUUUUUGCACUUGUCUCUGCUGCACUUUUCACCCCUGUAGGCUGAUUUCAAAUAGAAAUUGUCACUUAUAAAAUGACUUUAAAUAGGAUUCUUCUCACCCAUAAACAGUUCAGCAAGCUAAAGUGCCUUAUGGAUAUGGAGUGGCAUUUUUAAUAUUAAAUUAAAUUUUAAAAAAAACAAACAGUGGAUUACGAUACUAUAAAUAUAAAUAUAUAUAUAUAUAAUUUUUUUUUUUUUUUUUUUUCUUCAUUUGGGGAAUGAUUAGUUAUAUAAAGUAAUAUGUAUUUGUAUCGCCCCCCCCUCCCCAUAUAGUCUGCAUUGUAGCUGCCAUUAGCUAUAUGUUGCAAUUGCACUUGGCUAGAUACUUACUUCCUCAGAAUGGCAAUUUGUAGUGUCAGUGGUUUUCUCAAAGGGAUGGCAGAAAAUGUGUCAUUUUAACAGAUUUUUUUUUUUUUUCUUCUCACAUGAGCCAGUCUAAAAGGUUUCUUACUGAUAUUCUCAUCUAAAUUAGCUGUAGUGAGUUUAGCUGUUAGACAUCUUCUUCAAAUAUUAGGCAGUGUUUUCUGUUUUUCUUUGUGGAUGUGUUCAUCUCAAAAUUGCAUUAAAUGCUUUUCAAACCUCUACAGAUGUAAAUGAAAGAUUAGAAUAUUGAAAAGCACCUUUGUUUAACAAGCUAGAUGCGUUAAUGAAAGGGUUACGUUUGCAUGACUUAUUAGUGUGCGGUGGGUGCGUGAAAUGUGGUAAUUAAGUGCAGUGUGUGUGUGUAUAUAUAUAUAUAUAUUAGUGUAUUUUACGGUAGUAUAAAUCUAGGUUUGGUGUGUUUAUGUUGAUGUGUAUGGAAGGGCUGUGUGUGAAUGUAUGUGUAGAGCCAGAGAGUACACAACUGUAUAUCUAUAUCUAUAUCUUUUACUAUUCCCAUGUAACCGGUCAGCUGGCUCCAUAUGGCAAUCAACCUGGAUAGGGCUAUUCAUAUAUGCUUUAGAACAUCACACCACAUAGCACCUAUUAAUGCUUCUUGGUGGCAAACGUUUGUUUACCAAUUUGUGUAAUUGCAUUUCAGAUACAAUUUAUAUAUGUCAUUAAUAAUUUAUUUUGUAGUAGUUAAUUAUUUACCAUUGCUUAUUGCAAUAAUAUUUUAUCUUAACUCUUUUGCAGAAUGGCUGGUUGUGGUGAAGUUAGCCACUCUACAAACAUGCUGCCCACAAAUAAGAAACUGGGCGAGCCCUGUUCCAAUGGUGCACCCUCUCUUACAGUGCCUGAGUGUGCUAUUUGCUUACAGACCUGUGUUCACCCAGUCAGUCUUCCUUGCAAACACAUCUUCUGCUAUCUGUGUGUAAAGGGGGCUUCAUGGCUUGGAAGACGUUGUGCGCUGUGCAGGCAAGAAAUCCCAGAGGACUUCAUGGAGAAGCCAACAUUGUUGUCCCCAGAGGAACUGAAGUCUGCUAGCCGAGGAAAUGGGGAAUAUGCCUGGUAUUAUGAGGGCAGAAAUGGGUGGUGGCAAUAUGACGAGAGGACAAGCAGGGAGCUUGAAGAUGCAUUUACAAAAGGCAAAAAAAACACAGAGAUGCUGAUUGCUGGCUUUCUUUAUGUCGCAGACUUUGAAAACAUGGUACAGUAUAGACGCAACGAACAUGGACGGCGUAGAAAAAUGAAAAGAGACAUUGUAGACAUGCCAAAGAAAGGUGUUGCUGGGUUGCGGUUAGACUGUGAUGCAGCCACUGUUAAUGCAGCACGAGAGAGCUCAGCUGAUGGUGCAGACAAUCUCGCUGCACUUGGAGCUACGUCAGGCCAGCCCACUGCAGUGUUACCUGUAAGGCCACUUACAUCCUUGGGUGGUCAGCCUACAAGUCCACUUCUACCACAUACUGAUGGAAAUACUCAACUGGAGAACUCCUUUUCACAACUUCAAAUUGGAGAUGUAUCUGGAAGAAAUAAUAUUGGGGAAGGUGAGGAGGGCCUUCCACUACCUGGUGUCAGGGUGCCAGUUCCUGAUGCUGCAGUGGAUGACCCUGAAUCAGAUGAGAACAGUGACCAAGAUGUUUCUUCUCUGCGAUUGAAUGCAUUUGGUGUGCCACAGAGACUUUCAUUAAUAGGUUCUACUCAGCCCUCCACAGACCAUACAUCUGCAGGAGCUCUUGGUGCACAAAAUGUAAGCGUGAGAUCCAGACGGCCUGAUGGACAAUGCACAGUGACCGAGGUCUAAACACUGGUCUACAGAGAGAAAGAAAGUUCACUUUUAAUGAUCUUUGAAGACCUGAGUUGCUUUAGAAUUGAGCUCUGAUACAGUAGCUAUUUGAGUUAAUUAAAUGAUUUAAGAAAAAUACUGACCAUUAACAUGAAGUAAACUUUGUUUUUAAUCUGGAAGAUCUAUUUAUAAGUAAAGCAUUGAAAGAACUGAGGUGGUUAAACAAUUAAGUGCUGAAAGGGCCUCAUGAUGUUUCAUUUCUAAGCUGGGAUACAUCAAACUUUAUAGGUCAAUUGAGAGUGUAGGUUCAAUGUUUCUUCUGGUUUAGCCAUGCUUGGUAAAUGUAACCUCAUAUCCCCAUCCCCAAAAAAAACAGCUGUAGUUGUUAUUGUUGGUUUUAGCAAGAGAGAACAUAUUUUAAGGACUCCCAAUUUCUGCUUACUUGCACUAUUUAUUACAUUUGUGUCCAUAUGCAAAAAGAACAGUAAUGCUAUUACUAGAUUGAUCACAUUAUCCAUCCCCUUUCUUUCAUACUGUGAAGUAAGAGACAUGUACAGUCUUCCCUCUAUCAGCUGCAAUUUAAUUUGGAUCAUUUCAACACUACAAGAGUUAAACUUCUCGUACCACUCCAUCUCUACCUGUCAUUCAUGUGUCUGUGUUUAUCUGUCCUGGCUUCUUAAUGUGAAGUUGUUAAUAUGACUAACAAACUUCCAUAUUAAAUCGAUUUAUAACGGACUGUUCAUAACAGGGAAAAAAAACACUUUCUUCCAACUCUGUUGUAUUACUUCAUCUUCUCUCAUUGUGUAGCUUGAUGUGUUUCAUGAGCAGUUGCCACUGUGUGAUUGUUAAAUUUACUCCUUCGGUGAUAGAGGACCAGUACAACUAAUUUAAAGGACCUCUUUACCAUUGAAGCUCUGGUGUAUUUCAGUCUCUUCUGCAUGGGUUUGAAUGCAAGAAAGAAUGUAAAAAAAAAAAAAAAAUGUACAAAAUCCACAAGUUCAGUAAAUAUAUAAUUUAAUAUGAGAUGUAGUUGUAAGUUUGACGUAAAGGUUGUGGUUUGAUAGGCAAAUGGUAUACCAUUAAGAUCCAAUUCCAGCAUCUUAUGUAUAAAGAGCUAAUAUUGUUCUGUUGGAAAAUUUUUCACCACCUCUCCUUAGACUUUGCUGUCAUGUCUGUACUUAGGAUUUCACUUCAAGUUGUCUUGUUUUUGUUACAAGAUUUGUAAUUUAAUAAAGACUACAUUUUAUCAGCAACAAAACUAAACUAUGAUGUAUUUUUUUUUUUCCACACAAACAAAAUCACACUUGCAUUAAAAAAAAAAAAACUGCAUGUGCUAGUCAUGUUUGCUUUUGGUUUUCUUUUGUUGUAUGUG
Molecule: messenger RNA, 14257 nt
Organism: Pelobates cultripes (western spadefoot toad)
Lineage: Eukaryota; Metazoa; Chordata; Amphibia; Anura; Pelobatidae
Source: the annotation of a GenBank genome assembly